Debaryomyces fabryi is the source of this 429-nucleotide messenger RNA. RefSeq lists its product as uncharacterized. NCBI's taxonomy places the organism in Eukaryota, Fungi, Ascomycota, Pichiomycetes, Serinales, Debaryomycetaceae. The record is from RefSeq and is a predicted model, not a curated record. The coding region runs from base 1 to 429 and encodes 142 amino acids. The transcript has a single exon.
AUGGUCACAAGUCCAGGCACAUCAUUUGCUAUAUUAGUAACAUCUGGAUUUAAGGAAACAAGAGUUGGUGUUAUUUUGACCAGUGCUGCCGUAUUAGAUGACAUUGUUGGCCUAGUUAUGAUAAAAAUUAUUGGAAAUUUGGGUAGUGGUACUUUCACUGCUAUUAGCGUUAUAAGACCAGUUUUUGUUUCGAUAGCAUUGAUUGUCAUACUCAUGGUAGUCUACAAGUUUGCUGUCUUUCCAUUCGCUGUAUGGUUUAGGAAGAAGAAAGAAACAUUUCCAGCUCAGCUACGAGACUUCUUAACAUCAUCUACGUAUUACUUUGUAUUACAUAUUUUGGUCCUAGUUGGACUUGUCACGGCGAAAACUUAUGCUGGUGCUUCUAAUUUAACUGCUGCAUAUGUUUUGGUGCAGCAAAUGGAUGGCUAG